Molecule: messenger RNA, 2124 nt
Organism: Musca domestica (house fly)
Lineage: Eukaryota; Metazoa; Arthropoda; Insecta; Diptera; Muscidae
Product: opsin Rh1
Exons: 6
Coding region: 345-1463 (372 amino acids)
Biological process (GO): G protein-coupled receptor signaling pathway; phototransduction; visual perception
Cellular component (GO): membrane
Molecular function (GO): G protein-coupled receptor activity
Source: RefSeq, a predicted model, not a curated record
GUCUCAAGAAAUUCUCGCAGAUGGUAAAUAGCCGCGACGAACAUUCGACUAGUCCGAGCCGGUGAAUUUUACCAACCACAGUUUCGUGAGGAAGGGGCGAGCAAUAGCAAGAACAACAACAACAACACCACAACCACCGCGAAAGACUAAUUUACAAGUGGCCAAAAAAAGCUAUGAGAUUUUAUUUUGAAAAAAUAAUUUGCUAACUUUUUUCACAUGUAAAUUAAACGUGACGCGAUCGGUUUUUAGAACAUAACCUAUAAAACGGUCAACAACAACAACUUUCCCGUAAAGUCGUAUUUUUUUAAGAAAAAAAAGUGUCUUCUUUGAAAACAUCAUCCAAAAUGGAAAGAUUCGCUGAACAGCCCCCCAUGGGACCACACUUUGCUGCCCUCGGCAAUGGAUCGGUAACGGAUAAGGUAACACCCGACAUGGCCCACUUAAUCCAUCCGUAUUGGAAUCAAUUCCCUGCCAUGGACCCCAUCUGGAGUAAAAUUCUAGCUGCCUAUCUGCUGACCAUCGGUAUACUGGCCUGGAUUGGCAACGGUACCGUCAUCUAUAUUUUUGGCACAACAAAAUCUCUGCGUACACCUGCCAAUUUGCUGGUCAUCAAUUUGGCUCUCUCCGAUUUUGGCAUGAUGGUUCUGAAUACUCCUAUUAUGGGUAUUAAUUUAUAUUUUGAGACCUGGGUCUGGGGCCCAUUGAUGUGUGAUGUCUAUGCCGGUUUGGGUUCGGCCUUUGGCUGCAGUUCAAUUUGGUCCAUGUGCAUGGUGGCCUUGGAUCGUUACAAUGUCAUUGUCAAGGGUAUGGCCGGACAACCGAUGACGGUGAAAUUGGCCAUAUUUAAGAUUAUUUUCGUUUGGGCCAUGUCUAGUAUUUGGACAUUUGCCCCAGUUUUGGGAUGGAGCCGUUAUGUGCCUGAGGGCAAUCUAACAUCCUGCGGCAUUGAUUAUUUGGAACGUGACUGGAAUCCACGUACCUAUUUGAUCUUCUAUACCAUCUUUGUCUAUUAUGUGCCAUUGUUCUUGAUCUGCUAUUCCUAUUGGUUCAUCAUUGCUGCUGUAUCUGCUCACGAGAAAGCCAUGCGCGAACAAGCCAAGAAAAUGAAUGUCAAAUCCCUCCGCUCCUCUGAGGAUGCCGAAAAGUCAGCCGAGGGCAAAUUGGCCAAAGUUGCCUUGGUCACCAUUUCACUGUGGUUCAUGGCCUGGACCCCCUAUCAAGUCAUCAACACCUUGGGUCUAUUCAAAUAUGAAGGUUUAACCCCACUGAACACCAUCUGGGGUGCCUGCUUUGCCAAAUCGGCCACAGUCUAUAAUCCAAUUGUCUACGCUACCAGCCAUCCUAAAUAUCGUAUUGCCUUGAAAGAGAAAUGCCCAUGCUGUGUCUGCGGCAAUGUUGAUGAUGGCAAAUCGGGUGGCAGUGAUGCCACAUCUCAGGCCACUGAGUCCGAAUCAAAGGCAUAAAUUUCCAAUCGCACGGAAUAACUACGGCUUCCUUCGACCACGAUCUCCACGAUUAGCUAAACUAAACUAAACUAACAUCAACACCACCUCUCUGUAUAAAACACAACAAUAACAAUAAACAAAUAUAUAUUUGAAGAACAAAAAGAAACUACUAACUAAUGGUACUAACUAUAUAUUAAUACAAUUACAACUACAUACUAUUUUUUAUACAUCUCGGAGACAUAACUGAGUGACGUGUGAUAGAUAGAUAGAUGGCACCCAUGGCUUCAUUACAACAAUGUAAUAUACCACAAAACCAAAGAUGAUAAUAAACAAUACGGAAACGGAAACUGCAGCAACAGAACGAAAGCUUUCGCAUAAUAGUAACGAAUUGUGUAUGUAAACAGAAAAAAAACUAUAUAGGAAUUUUAUUCAAAAGUGUUGUAUUUGUUAUAGGAAACUAUUUAAUUGAAAUUAAAUUUUACUUUUUAUUUGUAUUUUUAGUUGAAAAUGAAGAAGAAAAAAAACCUCUGCAAUGUCAUUAAAGACGAAAAAAUUACAAAAAAAAAAAAAAAAUGAACAUAUAUAAAGAACAAGAAAUCAAAACAUUACACACGAAAUUUGAAAUAAUAAAGAACAUGCAUACAACCUCUUAAAGAUGGUUAGCAAAACGAAAAAUUAA